Molecule: messenger RNA, 2568 nt
Organism: Capsella rubella
Lineage: Eukaryota; Viridiplantae; Streptophyta; Magnoliopsida; Brassicales; Brassicaceae
Product: ubiquitin carboxyl-terminal hydrolase 21
Exons: 9
Coding region: 214-2388 (724 amino acids)
Biological process (GO): protein deubiquitination
Cellular component (GO): nucleus; cytosol
Molecular function (GO): cysteine-type deubiquitinase activity; cysteine-type endopeptidase activity
Source: RefSeq, a predicted model, not a curated record
CUUCCCUCCAUCUUCGAUUCCGAUUCCCACUUUGAUUUCCAAAAUUUCGCUUUUUUUUUUUGGAGCGAAAACUCAAAAUUUAUCUUCUUUCUUUAAUUUACUAAAACGAAGAUGCAGAAAUCUCCCAAAACCAAACCCUAGCUUUCUACUUUUUCCCCUCUUUCUUCUCUUCCGUGUUUCCCAGAAAAUUUCGAGAUCUGGGUUUCGUUGUUAAUGGCGGAAUUUAGUGACCCACCACCGUCAGAUCUCUCUUCUUCUCCUGAAUUAGCUAAACCCAACAAAACCCUAGAUGAGACUUCACCAACCGCGCCAAUCAGAGACCUUGUCACUCACUCGCUCUCUAUCUCCUCGCCGAUUCGUCAGAUUCAGGCUUAUUCUCCGGCGAAACACGAUGGGUCUUCCCCUUCUCCGUCUAACAAAACCCUAAUUUUCAAUUCGGAGGAAAACAGAGAGAUGGACAAAUAUGGGUCUACAGAAAAAGCCCUAAUCUUGGCUCCAGCGAACAACGACAAUCUUCUCCAAAUCGCGAGUACGUCAGAUUCGUAUCUGUAUUCUCGUCCACCAAGGAGAUACAUAGCCAAUAAUGACUGUCAAAGCGACGACGAUGACGACUUAUAUAAGAGCGAACCCGCAAAGCCUCUACCGUACUCUUGGUGGUAUCCGAAGAUUGAACCCACCGGUGUUGGUGCUGGGCUGUAUAACUCAGGCAACACUUGUUUCAUAGCUUCUGUGUUACAAUGUUUCACUCAUACUGUACCACUUAUUGAGAGUCUUCGCUCGUACAUGCAUCAAAGCCCUUGCAACUGUGGCAAUGAGAAGUUCUGUGUUAUGCAAGCUCUUCGAGAUCAUAUAGAGCUUGCUCUGAGAUCUUCAGGACAUGGAUUAAGCAUUGAUGGAUUUCGUGAUAAUCUGAACUAUUUUUCAUCUGAUUUUAUGAUAAACCAACAAGAAGAUGCCCACGAGUUUCUACAGUCGUUUUUAGAUAAGUUAGAGAGAUGUUGCUUGGAUCCUAGGAAUAAGCCUGACUCUUCUCAAGAUUUAAACAUUGUUGACAAUGUCUUUGGUGGCCGUCUCAUGAGUACGCUUUGUUGCCGCAAUUGCAAUCACGUUUCCAACACAUUUGAACCUUCUCUUGGAUGGAGUUUGGAAAUUGACGAAGUUAAUAACCUCUGGAGUGCUCUUGAAUCCUUUACACGUGUGGAAUCACUUGAGGACCAGUUAACAUGUGAUAAUUGUAAGGAGAAAGUCACAAAGGAGAAGCAACUCAAGUUUGAUAAGUUGCCGCCUGUUGCUACUUUCCAUCUUAAGAGAUUCAAGAAUGAUGGAGUUACUAUGAAUAAGAUCUUCGAGCAUAUUGAGGUCCCUUUGGAGUUGGAUCUGCUCCCUUUCAUGAGCAGUGACCAAAAUCCUGAGGUUUCCACUAAAUAUUAUCUUUAUGCCUUUGUGGAGCAUAUUGGGGUUAGAGCAACUUUUGGUCAUUACUCCACUUAUGUGAGAUCAGCUCCUGACACAUGGCAUAAUUUUGAUGACUCAAAGGUCACAAGAAUCAGCGAAGAGAGAGUUCUAUCGCAGGAUGCAUAUAUAUUAUUUUAUGCAAGAGAAGGAACUCCUUGGUUUUCCACUACUUUUGAACAGCUGAAGACAGUGUAUGACGCUACUCCGUCAAAUUGUUCACCAAAGUCAGUACUUGAUAACAACAGUUACGAGAGUGUUGGCAAUUCCAAUAAAGCCUGCAACGACUUGGUGGGAGGAUCGAUCCCGGAAGCAAAUUGGUCAGAUUUUAGCUGUCCUGAACCAAAAGAAGAAGUGUUCCAUUCAGCUGAGUCUAGCAACGACGAAGAUUCUUCGGUCAUGAUUGACGCUCUCAAGUCACCUGAGGCUGAUGAAUCUGAGAAACCAAUUGCUGAAACCUCUCAACAGAGAGAACCUGAGUCAUGUCAAGCUGCCAAACAAGCUAACAUCGAUGAAUCUGAGAAGCCAUUUGCUGAGACCUCCCAACAGAAAGAACCUGAGUCAAGUCCAGCUGCCAGCAGAGCUAGCACAGAGGCCGCUCAAGUCCCUCUGCUUAAAGUUCAGAAUCAAGACAUAUCUCCAAAACGCAAAGCUGGUGAGGAUGGCGCUUACCAACCUAAGCCCAAGAUUCAAAAACCAAACUCCCGUCCGAGACGCCAAGGAAGCUUUCAGAUUCAACGUUCGCAUUUGCAAACUAAGAACCAAGAAGAAACACGUAAAACAAAGCCGCUGGCCUUAAGAAGCAAUGCUGCUACAGAUCCCAAGGAAACAGAUAUUGCUCUUUCAUAUCUCAGUAGGGUUCACACACCUCGCUCUCGAGCAUUUGCUAGAGUUUUGGUUGGUUCUCCUAUCAAGAAAAACAAAUUCAGAAGAUAAAAAUCUAUUCAACUGUGAAGAGUUUUAGCUAGAGAGAUAAUGAAAAGUUUGUUCUUUUGGUUUUUUUUUUUGUGUUUGGAGUUUUCUUGUGAAUACAAAACUCUGAUCAAAUUUUGUUUUGAGGCUCCAAACCAAAAACUUCUUAAGGUUUGUUCAUAUAUAAAAACAUUUCUCUAUAAA